AUGUCGGACUGUCUCCGUGAGGGAGGAAUGCCGGUAGGCAGCUCGAAGCGAUGGUAUAAGGCGGGAAUGGAGGGGCUAGGCCUAUGCCCCCCUGGGAUUUACGUUCCCGUGGUCUCACUAUACAAGGCCACCAAACGACAGGAAGUCGAUUAUGAUGCCUCUUACAAGUUGUUCUCUCACUUAAUCCGCGGAGGCUUGGAUGGGCUGGUACUUGCAGGAACCAACGCGGAAGCCGUUUUGCUCUCUUCCGAAGAGCGCAAGGAAUUGGUCAAAAUUGCGCGCAAAGCUGCGGUGGAUAUUGGACGUCCAAACUUCCCGAUCGUCGCUGGGAUCAGUGGACAGUCAACUAAUGAAUCAAUUCGCCUUGCUGAGGAUGCUUUGAGCGCAGGUGCAGACUUCGGCUUACUACUACCACCGAACUACUGGGCGAAGGCCGUGACUAAAGAUGCGUUACUCGGAUUCUAUCGCGAUGUUGCGGAUGAGACUACUCUCCCGAUUGUUAUUUACAGCUUCCCAGCCAUGUGCAAUGGUGUCGACAUGAACUCCGAUAUCCUUUCCGAACUCGCAAAACACCCGAAUAUAGUUGGCGUCAAGCUGACAUGCGGAAACGCCGGGAAAGUGACAAGACUCACCCAGGAAUAUAAGCACGAGCAAUUUGCAGUAUAUGCUGGUUCCUCUGACUGGUUACUACCUUGCUUGAUAGGAGGUGGUGGUGGGUGCGUCACUGGAAUCGCCAACGUGUUUCCGAAAUCCGUUUCCAGACUCUAUGCUUUGUGGAAUGAGAGCAAGAUCAAAGAAUCUCAAGAGCUUCAGGGGUUGGUGGCUCAGGCUGAAAAAGCCUGCAAAGAAGGAAUUGCGCCCACAAAGUAUGCCGUUGGAUACUUCGCUGGCUCGGCUGCUGGUAUUGUCGAUCCAAAGACAUUUUGGCCACGUAAGCCAUAUCUUCCUGUGGAUGGAGUGAAGGCAGCCUGGGUGGAAAAGGUCAUGCAAAGUUUGGUUCAAAUCGAGCAGAGUUUGCCUGAUGCUGUGUAG
Penicillium manginii is the source of this 1032-nucleotide messenger RNA. RefSeq names its product dihydrodipicolinate synthase family protein. Lineage: Eukaryota; Fungi; Ascomycota; Eurotiomycetes; Eurotiales; Aspergillaceae. The record is from RefSeq and is a predicted model, not a curated record. The transcript has 3 exons. Bases 1 to 1032 code for a protein of 343 amino acids. Gene Ontology annotation, molecular function: 4-hydroxy-tetrahydrodipicolinate synthase activity.